GGUCAGCUCUGACUGUCCCACUGUGAGCUCCUCUCCUUCUAGAGUGGAGGCUCCCAGAAGGGAGGGCACAGCCUUCUCCAUCUCAGCGACCCCCUGGACCCAGUACAGUGCCUGGCCCAGUGGAUUCCUCACCCAAGCCUCCUUUCUCGUUGCCGAUGGACAACAGUGCCCACCCCGCGGGGUCCCAACGGACUUUCCGGGGAGCAGGGGUAGCUCCGAGGUCUAGCAGAUUCCGGAUUCCCAGAUCCCCUGGGAAGCCCCCCUGCGGAUAACAGGGAGUUGCCCUUAUUUUGCAAUCUAGAAAGGAGUAUUUACCAGGCCCAGUUACAGCUGAUUUUGUCGCUCCGGGAACGGGAAGCGUCAAGCCCAGCUGCACGGGCAGAGUGAGACAGCGAGGGGAAUAAAGGGCUGCCUCCCUUGAUCACUGGGCUCCCCAAGUGGGAGACCGGAGAGUUGAGGCUGCGGAGGAGGAGAGGGAAGGGGAGGGGGAGGCCCGGGGCCGCGCUGCCCUUCCUCCGGCUCCUCCUCCUCUCGCGGUCCCCGCCGGCCUCCCUCUCGGGCUCUUUGUCUGUCGGUCGGUCUGUCUGUCGGCUCGCUCUCGCACUGGCUCUCCAGCCCUCUCGCUCUCUCUCGGCUCGGUUCACGUGACCGACUGCUCUCAACGGCUCCGAUCACCUCUUCCUGAGGCAGCACCUUUCGCACCCCCCCCUUCAUGCCGUCUAGCCUGAGGAUGCAGGCACAGAGGAAAAUGUUGUCCUUUCCUGCCGUCACCCUGCCACGAUUGGGAUCGCCUGGGUUUCUCUCUGGAGUCAGGGCUUCAGGGGACGCGAGAGCCCGGGGCCCGGCCGGGGCCGAGCCGGCAGCGCGGCCCCUCCAGGAGUCCGCGUACUCGGCGCUGCGAGGCCGGCUGCAACUUCGGCCUCCGAAGCUGCCGACUCGGCUUCCCUUUAAAAUACAGAAACUCCCGGCCCAUACCCCCGCCCCGCCGGCCGCCUCCUCUCCUUCCCCCUCCGCCCCCGCCCCGGCUCAGGCUCCUCCCAGAGCCCUGGGCGCGGGGGCCUCCCUGCCACCUGCCCGCUGCCCAGCCCACAUGCAAAGCGUGACCGCCGGGGAAGGCAGGCGGGCGAGCGCCCACACCGGCCCUGCGCCGCGGCGACAGCGACAGCGACAGCGAGCAGCUCGCCUACUCUGUCCGUCUGCGCUUACCCAGCAUGCACUUCCAGGCCCCGAGCUAUCUCGGAGCUGCAGCCCCGGGGUCAGAGCGGCCGGAAGAAACAGGAAGUUUGGGACGGUCCUAGUCGUGGGGCCGGGAGUCCUAAACACCAGGCCCUUUGCUUGGCUCUGCCGCUCCCUUCCCCCGCCUCCUCCCUCUGGCCGACUUCCCUGGGGUCCGUUUCGGGGGCUGGCCUGAACUCCAAAAAUCCAGAUGUGUUUGGGGGUCAUUCAAGGCGCACUCCCAGGGUUCCUUUGCCAUAGCAUCUCCAGGCUUUAGGGAUCCAAGGGUGGGAGCGGGAGGGAGUGCUCCCGCCCCGCGGGUGGGUGGGUAGACCCGGAGGGUGGUUUGUCUUCUGCCCGCGGAGAGGGAGAAGGACGCUAGGUGGGGUGGAGGUUGAGGGCUGGAGAUUAGCCUCCCGCAGCUAUCUCUUGGGCAGGUAGGGCAGAGGUUGGAACCAGGGUUACGGUCUUCCCCUCCCCUCCGCCAGUUAGCUUCUCUCUAAUCUGCCCUCCGCACCGACUAAGGCUGCCCCGUUAUCCUUAGCAACCAUCUCAGUAACGUGCACUGCUGUUCAUCAGGGCCGCCUGGGGCCAGGGAGACGGGAUGCCUAGCGCAGCCCCAUUCCUCAGGCAGAAAAGGCGAAGGGCACGCCCUGUUGAAGGCGCUCUCCAUCCACACACCGCUUUGGCCAGGCAAGAAAGGCUGGAGUCUCAGUGCCCUUGGUCUCCCACUCAGUCCCCAUCCUUGACCCAUCUCCUCACUCAGCUAUCCCCACCUGAGUCUCUCCCUGGCCUAGAGCUGAGAGGGAUGUGUUACAGUAGCUCCCAGUGGGCGGUACUGACCCUAGCAUGCCACUUGGCCAAUCCUAUUCGGGUUGUGCAGAUGGGCCAUUAGAAUGGCCCGCAGUGCUCUUUCUCCUCUCGUAGCCUUAUGCUCCCCGCCGGGAACUUCUUUCUCCCAGCUCACUAGGAGUUCCUAGAUUUCCUGAGAAGAAAGCUGGCUGGUUAGGAGAACAAGGAUGAAUAUUUUGGAAGUGAAGGUAAAAACUCAUUGGAUGUAGAAUGAUUGUGAGACUUCACUGCAGUUUCUGCCCCAGACACCUCCAGGCAGAAUUAAUUGGUCUUUCCUCUGGGCUCCCAUAGAGUAGGAUUUAUACCUCUAUUAUCACAUUGUAUUGUAACUAUUUGUUUACAUGUUUCUCCCCCCUGCUAGACUGUGAGCUCCUGGAGGGCAGAAACUAUGUCUUAUUUAUCUCUACAGCUCCCCACACAGAUCCUGGCUCACAAAAAGGCUGUUGAAUAAAUGAACCAGAAAUGGAAGGGAUUCAACUAGAUGACCUCCAGGAUCUAAUAUUCUGUGAUGCAAUUUAAACCCGCACCCAUAGUUACACUCACAUACAUGUAAACACAGACCAAAUCGACAAACACUAUCAUGCCACAGUCCGGGUGUUAGUGUAAGACCACUCCUUGGAAAACGAACAGACGUUACAUGAUGCCAAGUAACUGGCCUUUUGAAAGUUGAAUCUUCAAACCUAAACAUCUGAAGUGUCGGCAACCAACAUCACAACUGGUUUGGCUGAUUUUUUUUCACUGCCCUUCCUGACUUUUUAAGCAGCCACAGCCCUACAUGCAGAAACAGUGAACAUUUGAGCUGAAAGGGCCCUCUGAGAGGCUCUGCUACAAGUAUCUUCAUUUUACAGCUGAGAAGGUCCAAAGUCAGACAGGAGCAGAAAUGGCAAUCCCACAUUCAUGCCACUUGGAGCGUGCACAUGUAUGAUACAUGUUUGUAUGCAGACACGACAUGCACAGCAUGGGUGCAUCCCUGAAACACAUGCCAUCACUAGCUAUACCCGGGUACACCCUCCCCCCAACACCCACCUAACAAACAAGGAUGACCCCACCUCCGUGUAGCUGCUGAGCAAGGAAGGCAGGGCAGGGGUCAUCUGGGCCUAGGCAGCCCUCGCCAGAGUUCCAAGGGGACCGAAAAGCCUACAGGUCUGCAGCUGCCAUUAGCGUGCCUGGCUCCCCUCGGCUCUCCUCUGUCUGCAGAGGGCGAGGAGAGGAGACAUUCCGGGCUCAUUCCAGCGAGCCGUGUGCAUGCUGCAGGCGUGGUAUGCGAGCAAGCGGCGCGCUUCCAGCUGCUGCCUUCGAGGGCUGACAGGCAACCCCCUCCCCCCAGACAAAACUCCUCACCCACUGCUGGCCUCUCUUCACAUGGGCAUGAUUAAGGCAACCAGGACCAUCGCAAGCCCUUUUCAAAAGGAGAGAAAUUAUGGCUUUUUCUCCACCUUGCCUGCCCACCUUUUCUUAGGGGGCUCUCCUCUCAGACCCACCUCCAAGUGGAACCCGGGUAGGACUUAACCCACCCCAUCCGGCGCCUGCCUCUGCUAGCCCCUUUGCAGCAAGCUCCUUUAACAUUCCGGUGGAUAGCUUGUGCCCUCAUCGUUGGUGCCCAUUCAUUUCCCCCCAUCAGGGUCAUCUCUCCCACCUCCACCCCACUUAACAUAAGCAUCCCUUCCUUGCCUUUGUAGGGUGCUUUAGAGCUUUCAAAGUGUGUUUUAUUUGACCUUUACCACCACCCCUAGCUUCCUCUGACACAUCAGGAGACUGAAGCUCAGAGAAGAUAAGCACCUGCCCAAGAUCACACAGCUAAUACAUGAGGAUGGCACAUCUUUGACUAUCAAAGGCACGUUUUGCCCACUCUGCCACCCUAAUGUCCAGUUCCCUGAGGGGAAGGAGAUGGCUUUCUGCUUCUUUCGGACCUCUAGGGUACCUGAUGUAGCACAGACUUUGCACACAAUGGGUGUUCUGAGGCCUGCGCAGACGACAGACGAUGAUGCCAGCAGCCAGAGAAUCCUGGAAGCUCCAGGAAGGGAGAGACUCUUGCAGACCAAGGUGUUGUGUACCACCCAAGUCUUUUCAGCAGCCCCCAUCCCUUGCCUCUUCUCACUCCUAACUUGCUCAGAGAGAGCAGUGCUCAUGAAUAAAGCUAAUAUUGGAGCUAGUCGUAUACUAGUUCAA
This is a messenger RNA of Bubalus bubalis (water buffalo), 4236 nucleotides long. Its product is annotated as CASP-like protein 4U1. The coding region runs from base 713 to 1411 and encodes 232 amino acids. NCBI's taxonomy places the organism in Eukaryota, Metazoa, Chordata, Mammalia, Artiodactyla, Bovidae. The record is from RefSeq and is a predicted model, not a curated record. The transcript has 3 exons.